UGGUGGCCGUUUAGGGCUGGAUUGGGCCUUUGCGGCCGCCGUCCUUGCCGGUGCACGGUUCUGGUUGUGUUUUUUUAUUAUUAUUAAAGUAAGAGCUGAUGACCCUGAGGGGAAGAGGAACGAGAUGAGUGACAUCCGCCAUUCCCUCCUGCGCCGAGACGCUCUCAGUGCAGCCAAGGAAGUCCUGUACCACUUAGAUAUCUACUUUAGCAGCCAGCUGCAGAACGCCCCGGUGCCGCUGGUGGAGAAAGGGCCCAUCGAGCUGCUAGAAGAAUUUGUGUUUCAGGUUCCGAAAGAUCGCGGCUCUCACCCCAAGCGUCUUAGUGCCAUACAGGAGCUCCAGCUGCUGGAGAUACUAUGCAGCUACUUUCAGGACCAGAACAAGGAGCCAGUGCGGCAAGUUAUCUUCUCUUCACUCUUCAGCCCGCAAGGCAACAAAGCGGAUGACCAGCGGAUGGUACUGCUGGGGAAGCUGACGUCCAUGGCCGUCGCUGUGUGUAAGGUGCCUGUGCUGGAGUGUGCUGCCUCUUGGCUGCAGCGGACCCCGGCAGUGUACUGUGUACGUCUGGCCAAGACACUUGUAGAUGAUUAUUGUGGUCUGGUCCCUGGCUCCAUCCAUACACUCAAACAGAUCUUCAAUGUCAGCCCUCGCUUCUGCUGCCAGUUCAUCACCGCAGUGGCAGCUCUUUAUGAUAUGUCCACAGAGGAGCUGCUUCCCCCUCACGAACUCCUAGAAAUGAUCGUCUCUUGGAUUUUUGAGGACCCUCGACUUAUCCUCAUCACUUUCCUUAACACCCCUAUAACUGCCAACCUUCCUCUUGGCUUCCUGGACUUCUCGCCUCUCAUGGGUCUUAUACGAUGGUGCGUGAUAGCCCCCCUGGCCUACAGGCGCAAGCAGAAAGCGGCGGGAAGCGGACCAAUGACUGAGACUCAGAACCUGUACUCCAAGCUCCACCUGAGCGUGCUACAAGGUCUCAUGGUUCUUCAGACCCACCUGACCGAGAAGAGCCUUUACGGGCGGCUGGGACUUCUCUUAUUUGAGCAGCUCGUGCCUCUCGUGGAUGAGCUGGGACAGCUUUGCGAAGAGCUUAACCCUUUGAACGCUGAGAAGGAAAUGGAGUUGGCCCUGGAUCGGCUGGCGCAAGCCCUGCAAGUGGCCAUGGCUACUGGGGCCUUGCUUUGUGCACGCGAUGACCUGCGGACGCUUUGUGGCCGGCUUCCCCAUAACAACCUCCUGCAACUGGUGAUCUCCGGUCCUGUACAGCCUCCUCCUGCUCACCCCACUUUGACCCAAGGAUUUUACCCUCAUAUUCACACACCGCCCCUGGGCUACCCUGCCAUGCCAGCUCAUGCCCCACUGCCAGCUCAUGCCCCACUACCAGCCCAUUCAGCCCUACCAGGGCACCCUGUACAGACUUUCAUGCCGGGAAUGACCUUCCCUUUUCGACCGAUGCGUUGAGUUAUCCUCUGCUCUAAGGCUGGACUCGCGUUUGCAUUGCGGGGAGCAGAGGGAAGCCGUGUUGUUACCCUGUGCUGAUCCACAGACCCAUAGCGUAGGGACAACAUAAGUAAGGAGGCCAGGCACAAUAUAGUUCAAGUGGUGAUGAACUAUAACCCCACCAUUCUGUACAUGUUGACAUUAGAAGUCCCACGUUCACACAACAGUUUGCACUCCUCUAUGAAUCUGAGUGCCGGUACUGGGGAGGGAACGGAUUCCCUAACGAAUGAGCAUUGCCUUUACUGAGUCCCGUUAUGUGCUGUAUGCAGAGGAAGAUAGUCCCUUCUCCUGGUCUUAUUGGUGGUGAUCCAAGGAAAAAAAAAUAAAAAAAAUCUGUCAUUCAAAGGGUUAACUCAAUUUGGAGCUAAGAUUAAAGCACAACCCCUCUAUUACUGGAUAAAUAAAUUUUUUUUUUUUUUCUUUCUUAUGUGAGUCUUUCUUUAACCAGUUAAAGCCUUCAUGAUUUUCC
This is a messenger RNA of Spea bombifrons (plains spadefoot toad), 1967 nucleotides long. It is a transcript of the gene INTS15, whose product is annotated as integrator complex subunit 15. The transcript is spliced from 7 exons. NCBI's taxonomy places the organism in Eukaryota, Metazoa, Chordata, Amphibia, Anura, Pelobatidae. Bases 125 to 1459 code for a protein of 444 amino acids. The record is from RefSeq and is a predicted model, not a curated record.